CGCUGUGACUCGCGCCUACCUUGCCAGGGAGGGCUCUAGUCAGCUGCGCAGCCCCACAGGUGGCACGGGCCGGGUGAGAGGGUUCCCGCCAGGCUGGGCAGUGGAGCGCCGCACAGCGCGCCUUCGCGCCUCCCAGCCGCCUCCCAAGCAGUUCCUACCCAGCGCCAGCAGGCCUGCUCGGUCGAUCUUCGAGCCGAAGAUGCGGCGGGGCUGGAAGAUGGCUCUGUCUGGGGGGCUGCGAUGCUGCCGCCGGGUACUGUCCUGGGUGCCAGUGCUCAUUAUUGUUCUGGUCGUGCUCUGGUCCUACUAUGCCUACGUCUUUGAACUCUGCCUCGUGACUAUUUUGAGCCCAGCAGAAAGAGUUAUCUACCUCAUUCUCUACCAUGCCAUCUUUGUGUUUUUUGCAUGGACUUACUGGAAGUCUAUCUUUACACUCCCACAACAGCCAAACCAGAAGUUCCACUUGUCUUAUACUGAUAAAGAGCGCUAUGAAAAUGAAGAGAGACCUGAGGCCCAGAAGCAGAUGCUUGUUGAUAUGGCCAAGAAGCUACCAGUGUACACAAGAACCGGAAGUGGAGCUGUACGAUUCUGUGACCGGUGCCAUCUGAUCAAGCCAGACCGCUGCCAUCACUGCUCUGUCUGUGCCAUGUGUGUUUUAAAAAUGGACCAUCACUGCCCUUGGGUUAAUAACUGCAUUGGAUUUUCCAACUACAAAUUCUUCCUUCAGUUCUUAGCUUAUUCUGUACUCUACUGCCUGUACAUCGCUACAACAGUCUUCAGCUAUUUCAUCAAAUACUGGAGAGGGGAAUUGCCCAGCGUUCGCUCCAAGUUCCAUGUCCUUUUUCUCCUCUUUGUGGCCUGCAUGUUUUUUGUCAGCCUUGUGAUUCUCUUUGGUUACCAUUGCUGGCUUGUCAGCAGAAACAAGACUACCUUAGAGGCCUUCUGCACUCCAGUGUUUUUAAGUGGACCAGAGAAAAAUGGAUUCAACCUUGGCUUCAUCAAGAAUAUCCAGCAGGUGUUUGGAGAUAAUAAGAAGUUCUGGUUAAUACCUAUUGGAUCCAGCCCUGGUGAUGGACACUCCUUCCCCAUGAGGUCUAUGAAUGAAUCACAGAACCCACUACUUGCAAAUGAAGAACCUUGGGAAGACAAUGAGGAUGACAAUCGAGAUUAUCCAGGAGGCUCAUCAUCUCUUGACAUGGAAACAGAAACGUAGCACGGUUCACAUGUCCUGCAUCUCAGACAGGACUCAUCAUCUCCCAUGAGGCUUAUAGAUUUCAGUGAUUCUUCUAAUCCAAAAUAAGUCACCAUGUUGGAUUGAAUGCUUCACAGUUUGAAAGUGUUCCAUCAAAUACUUGCUCUACAGAUGUUUCAGGACUUCACAAAUUAUUUAGUAUGCUGACUGAACUCAGUUUGGUAACAAUUAUUUCAAGCAAGGUUUUCUUUCUCUCUUAGGCUCCCCCAGUCUAUGGAAAACUGAAUGCAAAAUAUAUAUCAUUACAUUCAUCUAGACAGGUAUAAGGGAAUUCAGCAGAAUACCUUGGAGGCUUGAAUUUCCAAGGAAAAACUAUUAAUCACAUCUCUCUCAGUCUUUUUGAUAUGGAGGGGAAUCAGCAUGCAUUUGCAGCUUAUGUUCAUGGGCAUUUAUAAACAUGUGUCAGUACAGCCUAAGUACAAGUACAAGCCAGUACAGUACAAGAUUCUGCUGAAAAAUCAAGGCUUAAAGACUAAAACUGGUACUUAAUCAUGCUUUUUCCACAAACAGCAAUUUAGAUAUUUGGUGAAAUUUGAACCACCCCCAUAUCACGUAUCUAAAAUUCAGAGGGAUUUAAUACACUGUGCUCAGGUUCCUCGAGUUCAGAAUUGAACAAUGCAAAACCGGUUCUGUUACAAAAGUCCCUAAAAGCACCACAACCAAUAAGGAAGACCAGAUUAGAUCAGAUCAGACUUCCACUUUAGCAUAACAAUUAAUGUUUUAAGGAUGGACAUGGUGGCAAAGGUCUGUAAUCCUGGCAUUAAAGAGGCAGAGGCAGAAGGAUCUGCAAAUUCAAGGCCAACCUAAUCUAAGUAGCAAGUUCCAAGUCACAUAGCAAGACUUUGUCUCAUCAAACAAAGAAAAUUAAUGUUUUCAAGACUUAUUGCCAAUCCAUGCCAUUAUUUUAUUCACCUUUCUGCUAUCUACCUUGUUAAGGUUUUGCAAAUUACUUAUAUGGUGAAAGAAAUACUAUAACCCUAAGUUCUGUAAAGAACUUUAAGGGUUAUUUUCAGGUAUAAUUAAAAUUCUAUCUGAUAUUAGCCUGACCAUUAAUUAAAAAUCUGUGUUUUCAUUGUAGGGGUUAAUGUACAGAGAGUGACCAAGCAGUAAUAUGCUGAUCCUCCUUUUAAGCUUCAAUGAUAGCUUAAUGAUUAAGAUAGUUUACAUCCAUUCCCAAUUCAUUUAUAACCAGCUUGUCUUUCAGACCUAGUGCCUGGAUCAAUGAGUAUGGACAUUGAUGCUACUUCUUUAUAAUAAUAAUAAUACCUAAGAGUAUUGAUGUUUUCCAUUUUCAAUCAGCACUCUAGUGCCCCGCUACUGACAAUAAAAGCCCAACUCUUGUAGAAAUCAGUGGCAGUUACAGGCAUCUCACAUAUAUCAAGGAAUUAGGCUCCUUAAGAAAUGUUUGGGUUUACUAAAUUAUCCUUUCUAAAAUCUCCCCGAGUGAAAAAAACUUCCAAGCACAAAUAAAUUGGCAUUGAUGCCCCAGUACAACUGAGAAAGCAACAACGAAUCCUGUGCAUUUGGAAUCUUUAGGUAAUUUUGACCAAGGUAAGACAUCUACCAUAAAAUUAAACAAACUGUGGUUAGCAUUUCUUUCAAGAGAAUACUAUAUAGAAAUAAAUUAGAACUGAGGGGAGACUGUUUCUGAAACUCAGAAACUAAGGAGCAGCCUAUUCUAUGCACAUUGGAAUUCAUAAUGAAGUCUUAAUAUGUUCAAGUGGGAAGAUUUUUUCCCCUUCCACUCAUCUAAAACACUUCUCUUGUCUAUUUAUCUUGAAAGCGUAUUUGACCAGGCACAUACUUUUACGCUGGACAAGCCUUGCCUUCUAGUCCUAUACAAAAGUACCUCUCUGUAGCGGGGCAUGGUGGCACAUGCCUUUAAUCUCAGCACUCGGGAGGCAGAGGUAGGAGGAUCACCGUGAGUUCGAGGCCACCCUGAGACUACAUAGAGAAUUCCAGAUCAGCGAGCUAAAGUGAGACGCUACCUCAAAAAAACAAAAAAAAAAAGUACCUUUCUGUAAAUUGAGGGGCACCACUUGUUGCACAGCCAUUGGACAUCAAAGCAAUCUUCUUCACUCCCAUCUAUCAUCUUCUGCCAAGGAUUUAGGCAGAACAGCAGCUAGCUAUCUAUGAUUCAAAGUCAGGAAGUCAUUGAGAACUUCUCUAAUAUGUAGAGUGUAUUAACAUUCAGACCUCUCUGGAAUCGUGUCAUAAAAGACAAUGUCAGUAAGCUACAGGGAAGCACUAGACGGGUAAAGCUCAGGGGAGCUAUAAUGCAAGCUAAUUGUUUAGCGUCUUACAGACUUACACUGUCCUCAGAAGGCCAAAUAAAUCAGGGUUGUUCCUGGGAUCUUAGAGAAAAUAUAAACCCUAUUUUUGUUUUAGUACUUUAAUCCCACUAGCAUAUAGACAUUGAUAAUGUACCUAUCCAUAGAUUAUUGACUACUGUAAAUAAGUGUCUACAUGAUUGAUUAUUGACCAAGAAAACAAAGAGAUUUGUUUCACAAUUAGCACACCCUGACCUGACUCUUUUGCUUUCUUCUCCUUGAAGACCUGUCUAGUAUUUGGUACUCGUCUUCCCUAUUUGCAAAAUGAUGAUACUCAUUGUUAAUAACCUACAGCUGAAAGGUGCUAUGUAACUCCCUAGUACUCUUACAUGUUUUUCUUUUCAGGGCUGGAAUGAAAAGUUUUACCAUAACAGUAUUUCUACGCAAACAAAUAUACUCUAUUAUUUUCUUCCA
This is a messenger RNA of Jaculus jaculus (lesser Egyptian jerboa), 3996 nucleotides long. RefSeq names its product zinc finger DHHC-type palmitoyltransferase 15 (gene Zdhhc15). Gene Ontology annotation, biological process: synaptic vesicle maturation; protein targeting to membrane; peptidyl-L-cysteine S-palmitoylation. NCBI's taxonomy places the organism in Eukaryota, Metazoa, Chordata, Mammalia, Rodentia, Dipodidae. The transcript has 12 exons. Gene Ontology annotation, cellular component: Golgi apparatus; endoplasmic reticulum. Bases 200 to 1213 code for a protein of 337 amino acids. The record is from RefSeq and is a predicted model, not a curated record. Gene Ontology annotation, molecular function: protein-cysteine S-palmitoyltransferase activity.